Cyclopterus lumpus (lumpfish) is the source of this 1558-nucleotide messenger RNA. RefSeq names its product clumping factor A-like. The transcript has 8 exons. Lineage: Eukaryota; Metazoa; Chordata; Actinopteri; Perciformes; Cyclopteridae. The record is from RefSeq and is a predicted model, not a curated record. Bases 91 to 1185 code for a protein of 364 amino acids.
GCUCUCUUUCCGUCGAGUUCAGAAACUCAACAAACUCUGAAGUUUCAUCACUUUCACGUUUCUUUCCUGUCGACUUGUCAAACAGCAAAAAUGCUCCAACGAUGUGUUAUGCUGGUGCUUGUUGCCAUGGCCGCUGUCACUCUCGCAGCCCCAAUUUUAGAGACAAAUGCAACGUUGCUGAAUCAAACAGCCAAUGAUUCAACGGAGGCAACUGAAGCUCAAGAUAUGAACUCUGAAACUAAAACUCAUGAUCAGAAUGACGUGAACUUACCAGAGGAUGCCAGUAACAGCCAGCAAGAAGUCAGCAAGGCAAAGAAUGAGGAGGAAGCAGUGGAACCAGAUGGAGAUGAUAGCUCACCAGAGGAGAAUGUAGAAGACACUGAUGAAGAUGAUAGCUCACCAGAGGAGAACGUAGAAGACACAGAUGGAGAUGAUAGCUCACCAGAGGAGAACGUAGAAGACACAGAUGGAGAUGAUAGCUCACCAGAGGAGAACGUAGAAGACCCUGAGGUGGAAGCAGCGGACACAGAUGGAGAUGAUAGCUCACCAGAGGAGAACGUAGAAGACACAGAUGUAGAUGAUAGCUCACCAGAGGAGAACAAACAAGAUACUGAUGGCGAUGAUAGCUCACCAGAGGAGAACGUAGAAGACACUGAGGUUGAAUUAGUGGAACCAGAUGGAGAUGAUAGCUCACCAGAGGAGAACAAAGAAGACACAGAUGGAGAUGAUAGCUCACCAGAGGAGAACAAAGAAGACACUGAUGGAGAUGAUAGUUCACCAGAGGAGAACAGAGAAGACACUGAUGGAGAUGAUAGUUCACCAGAGGAGAACAGAGAAGACACUGAUGGAGAUGAUAGCUCACCAGAGGAGAAUGUAAAAGACACUGAUGGAGAUGAUAGCUCACCAGAGGAGAACGUAGAAGACACUGAGGUGGAACCAGCGGACACAGAUGAAGAUGAUAGCUCACCAGAGGAGAACAAAACAGCAGAUGAUGUUCAGGACAAGAGCUCAGAGACUAAUGACAAUCCAACUAGCGAGACUAGUAGUACAGACAACUCUGAUGUUGAGGAUGUGACAGACGAUUCUGGCAACGCAGAAGAACCUGAUCAGCAGAUUCAAGAAACAGCCACUGACGAGUCAUCUAAUAACCAACCUGACGACCCCAUCGCCACAACGGCGACUUAGAGACUCAGCAUCUGAACUGUGGAAGCUCACCAACUGCAGAGCCAAAACCACAGUGGAGUCAGUUGCUACGACAACAAGAGCAACAACAAAAUUCUAAACUGCAUCUAAACUUCAACCUUCAGCUUCCUGUUUUUUUUCGGUCUUCAGCUCGAUCCUGAUUGAUUGUUUCCAUUUUACAUUAAGCUGUGGCUUUGGUCUGAAAAAUCUGUCUUCGACCAAUCAACUGUCUGGGUCUCUGUGUGCUCGUCCUCUAAUCAGUCUGUCUUCCUGUCUGCCUGUCUGUCUGCCAUAUGUCUGAUACAGAAACAUAUAAGAUCUGCUCUUUGGGUCUGUGUUCACGCAGAAGAACUGCUAAUAAAGUUUGAACUGUCAA